AUGGAGUUUCCAAAUUCAGAUUAUACCCCACGUUCAAGGGCUAGUGUACGGUGUCCAAUUGUUGUACAGGACGAAAAAAUACGAGGUAUGUAUAGGUACUUAUAUGGAACAUAAAUUUAUCAUAAUGUUCCGGAAUGUGCCGCCGCCCGCACCCUUUGAAAUAAUCUCGAAAGGAUUAUAACUUCGGGAAUAGUGGAUAGGAGGUACCUACUCGUGUAUACCGACCACGCGAGGAGAUAGUACUGCACCGAGGAAAAGGUGAUGCGGGAGUGCAGUAGUGGAAUCCGAGUGAGCGGGCGAUAUUCCGAUUGGUUUUCGACUUAGCCGAUACGUGUAUAAUGUAUAUAUAAUAUAUAUAUAUAUACAUUGUAUAUGUAUAUCUAUAAUAUAUAUAUACAGAGUGGUUAUUUUAUCACGAUUCUGCGAUUUUCUCAGAGGAUUUUAACUAAAUUUGAUUUCUGCUGCUUUUUUCUGAUCAUGAUGGAAUCGUUCAAGUUUUAUUUUAACGCUAUUUUUAAAUUUUACUCCUAUUGAUUGCACUUUAUAUCUAAACACCUUGGAUUUUCAAAUAAUAAUCCCUCCCAUGUUCAAUACAUAUUUGAAUAGAAAAUAUUUUUUACAGGGCGGAGUUACCAUUGGAAAAUCAAAAGUUGAUAUUACGACCUGUUUACAAUAUGCAGAAUAAUGGUCAAAUUUUGAAAAUAUUGUAAAUAAGAUUAUUAUCUACAAUGAUUGAAUAUAAGUAUAAUAUAUAGUUAUAAGAUAUAAUUUAUAAUAUAAAAAUCCGUGUAGUUAAUAAAUAAAUAAAUCACCCUGUAUAAAUACAAUAUAGGUACCUGCUCUCGUCGGAUGAGGAGGAUUUGCCGCGCAAUAAAUAACCGACGGCGACUAUUACCGCACUCGGGUAUAUUUUAUUAUUAUUAUUAUUGUUUUUUUUUUCUGCGCCGAGUCAAAAUCGAACGAUAUUGUUACGUUCGGUGUAUCUUAUUUUACCAAUACUGAAUUGUUCUUUUUUCGUUUGAAUUUUAUACGGGAAUACGAUUCAAGAACGUAUACAUUAUAUGUAGACAUUUUCUUUUUGUGUACUUACUUUAUUUUAUUAUUAUUAUUAUUUUUUUUUUUUUUUUUUUUUUACGUACCACCGUGACAUUAGAGUUUUCGCUUUCAAAGUACCUAUAUAAUAUGAAAUAAUAAGUAUGUGUUUUUCGAAAACAGUAAUUUUAAAAAAAAAAAAAAAAAAAAACAAAUAGAAAAAUUGUACGCACCUCCAUCUCCGGCGAACCACAGUUUUUAGUGAUAUGCCUUGGAAGCCAGUGUUAUUUUUAAAAAUUAACAUUCGAAAAAUAGUUCCGCAAUUUUAACGUUUACAUUGUUGGGAUUUAUAAACGAGCGUCUGUAUGUACAAAGGUUCCAGAUAUCAUUUAAAACAUAUUUUAUUAUUAUAACCGUAAAAUAUUUUUCGUAAAAACACUUUUUUGUAUACUUAAUUUAUAUCGAACUAAUGGAUUUGACUCAGAAUCUAAAAUUAUAUAUUUAAAAACUAUUUUUCUCUGUUUUAUUAAUUUAUCAAAUAAUAUAAAUUAUAAUAUUGAUGAUUAUAAUUUAUAAACAACUCAGUCGGUUUUUUAGUUCAUAAAAUUAUAGCAUAACUUUCUGCGAAAUGUUUUAAGUAUAUCACUAAGUAUAUUGUCAUGUUAAUCAUAUUUUAAGUAUAUUAUUAGUGUUUGAAGUAAUCAUCCUUCCUAUAAAAGGUAAAAUUGUCCGUACCUUUCAGUCAAAGUCUUCGAAGUCCGGGUUUAUGCUACAUUUUUUGUCGCCGAGGUGUUUUAAAUGACAUUGUAAAAACUCGAAUUAGUUUCAUAAAAAAUAAAUUCUUUAAUAUCUAUUGGAUUGUUUAUAAUCAGGCUCAGUUUUACUUUGUAUUAUUUUUAAAACACAUUAGCAUAAUAUGUUUAUGAAAAAAUGUUUUAUAGGAGAAAAACAUUUUGAAAGUCUUAUCUCCAUGAUGGGUUUCCUGAAAGUUUGAUUGAGUUUAGUUAGUUCUCGGUAACGUCCCUUAAUUUUUGUUUAAUAUAAGGUAGUCAUGCUUUGAAGAUUUUCCCACACUUUAACCACUGAAUUAUUUCUUAAUUAUAAUUACCUAUAAUUGAUUUUUAAAGGUGUUAGUCAAUACCAUAGUAUAACUUGAAUUUUAUUGCCUUAUACUGUAUACUUAUAUAAUUUUUGUUGAUUUUUUUAUAAUAAUAAUAAUUGCUACAUUAUAAUCAUACAAACAAAGUUUAUUACUAAAAUUAUAUACAUUAGUGAACUGCAAAGGCGAUACCUAUAUUAUAUUAAAUAUAAGCAAAUACAAAUAAUUGAAAGAACAAUUUAUUUAAUUUUAAGUUAAUAUCAUUAUUAUAAAUAAUAUAUGUAUUUGAUUUUAAUUCGAUAUUCAUCAAUCUCAACCGAACAGAAUUUUUAUUACGAAUAUAAUAUCUGGGAUGUAACUCUGCAUUCAGGGGUGGAUUCAGUACAAGAAAACCAAGGGGUGGGUGAUUUUGAAAAUGCAUGUAAGGCAUACAUUUAAGAUAAAACGAAGCUCAGAGUAUAUUAGGACUAGGAAUAUACGUUUGGGAGCCUACGUCACUAUCUGCAAUCGAAUUCUUUGUUACCUAUAAUACGUUACGCCACAAAAUGUAUACUACUAUUGUAAAAACAACUUAAUAUAAUAUUACACUACAUCUAUAUGUUCAAUUAAGUUGCGUAAAAUAUCAAAUCUACAUCUCUUUAACUAAUAAUAGUUUAGUUAUAAUAAAAAAAAAAAAAAAACGAAAAUUAUUUAUAAAGUUAUAAAAACGUUUUAAAUCAUACACGUAUAUUUUAAUCGCGGUAAAAUUACAGUAUUAAAACAAUACCUAUAUUUGCCGAUAAUAAUACUAUAAUAUAUAGGUACAUAGAACAAAAACCGAUGAUUACCGUUGUGACGAAAUGUUAAAGUUUAUUAAGUCGACGAAAAAAAUAUCCAUUGGUAGUUGUGUAGUUGCCGUGUGAUAUAUUUAAUUUUAGUGCCAAUACCGACAGUCGCUGUUUUGCAUUGCAGCUAACAAUAAUAAUAAUUGUCUACACGAAUGAUUAAAAAGUUCAUGCACCUAUCUUCCAACAUCGUUUUGGAAAAAAAAUCUAUGCGUUGUUAAUAUUUUUUUAUUAUUUCAAUUUUUUCCUCGAAUAAAAUGGUGCGUUUCUAAAUUAUUAACGUCUUGUCAAUCGAUACCUAACAAAUAUAUUAUUUACCUAAUAUUAUUUCAUUUUUAGCAUCAUAAAUCGAUUAAUAACUUUGAAUUUGCGACUCAUAUUCUAAAUUAUCAUUGGCCCAAGUCGACAUUCACGAGUACCGGAGUCGGAUGUAUGAAUCACGGUAAUAAUGACGAGGUAUUUAUUGAACAUUUUUAUAUACGAGCAUGGCUAAAUUGUAUAGAUUAGGUACCUAUAUAUUAUUAUUUUGACAAACCUAAUUUAAUCACUUAAAAAAAGGUUUUUAAUAUUAUUUUGAAAAAUUAUUACAGUUGUUAACCUAUGUAGGGUACGUACAUUUUUUUGUAAAUUAUUAUCUGUGUUAUGAUACUAUACAAGGUUGGACUACCAUAUAAAUAAAACAUUUAGUAAUUAUAAUAUAAGGAAGUCUAGAAGUAUUUACCCUACCAGUCCCAAAAGAUACGAAGCUGUCCCGGUUCCACUUAUAGUAAUAAGCUUACCAAUACUUUCCCUUAAAAUCGUCUUCACUAAUGGUUCAUUACGGCUAACCGGUAGCCUACAUCCAACGUAUGCAACCUUUAAUAGCAUAUUACGGGCCUCUAAAUAACCUGAUGGCUUAUUUAAGGUCUCUGAAAUCUUAUUUCUAACCUCUCGGUCCUCAAGCACUAUUUGCAGUUUAAAACAGUAACUAAAUUAUAUCUUGUGUUGUAUUAGACUUGUUAAUCAAUUAUUUCGGUUUUUUAUUUACCUCACCUGAUCUUACUAGAUUUGCUUAACUCAUUUUUAUCAUAGCCUACCUUGAGAUUUCCCGGUGGCCUAGUCCAACAUGACCUGAUCAGGCUUGAUAUAUCUAUACAUCAUGUUUUGUAAGGAUACGAUUUUUUUUUUUUAUAAUUUAAGUUAAAUACAUCGUUAAAAAAAAACUAUUCAUAAACUAAUAAAUAAUAACUUUGUUACUGUACGCUAUAUCUAUAUAAUCUUAGAAUAUAAUAUUAAUCUGUUUAAUAAUUUAUACGCGGUCAAAACGAGCUCAGUCAUCGCAGCAUAAUAUCGAGUUUUUAUAACACCAAAAGCCAAAUAGUAAUAAUAAUAAUAAAAAAAAAUAUAACAGUAAAUGUAUACAUCUAUAUAUAUAUAUUUUUUUUUUUGUUCACGCCAACUGGAUGAAUGCCCGGCCGAGGCUGCAGAGGUCGACAUUUGGCAUUGAUGCGCUGAGCGUUUAAAUUGUUUUAUUACGACAUUUUUAUAUUGUCGCUUUAAACAGUCUAAACAAACAUAAUAUACUCUACCUAUACAAAAUAAAUAUACCUAUCUUUUAUUACAAUUUUUGUGUAUUAAAAAAUUGCCUUCCACAAAAUCCUAUAAUAUCUAAAGAGCUGCAGUCAAAAUAUAUUGAUUUUAUAUUAUAUAAUAUGUGUAUAUACAUUUCCUUGAGUUAUACUAAAAUAAUGUUUAGAUUCUAAGCAAAGAAUGUAUUGGUUUUACAAUGAUGUUUUUUUUUUUUUUAUCUGUGAACAACUUUUCUACGAAAAAUCUUGCUCCAAUUUACAAGGGUAGCACUUUUUCUGAAAAAAAAUCUGACUGGGAAAAAUACAGGGAAAAUGUAGGAAAAACGGGAUAGUAGAAACAAUAUAUUAAGCAAAUGUUAUUAAAGAAAAUAUAUAAUGCAUACUUAUGUAUUUAUUUUACCAUAAUAUAUAUUGUUGACAAAGUAACUCUAUCAAUCGAACUCUCCUCAGAAUCGUAUUUUCGUUAGCAAAUAGUUAAUCACUGUUUAUCGAUAUACAUUAAAUUAUCUAUAACAGUAACUGCACCCUUUCCAGUAUCCUAGGACAGAUUUUUUAUAGUAAUAUUAUUAUGACUUAGCCACCUAAAUGUCUUUAUAAUAUUUACGUCUCUAUAUUUGUAUUAUUUUUUUUCACAGGGAUCAUGUCGGUCUACUUCUAGUGAUAUAUUAGCGAUGGACUCUGUAGUAAAACCGAGAGCUCAUUCGAUAAAUUACGUAUCGUCAGAUUAUGAAGUGAGAUUUUUUUUAAUUUUUUUAUAUAAGUGCAUUUUUUUUUCUUACGUUUUGACGUUUUUGUAGAGUUUAGAUUAUGAAAAUUACGAAAGCGAACUAACCGUCAGAGAGGAAAAAUUAAACGGGUAUAAAACAAUAGUGGCCAGCAACGUGAUCAGAUGGCUCAUUUAUUUCUCGAUCGCCAUAUGUACGGCCACAGUGGGAAUUUGUAUCGAUACCGUUAUCGAAUAUCUGUGCAACUGGAAAUAUCAAUCGAUCCGGAAUUAUAUCGACGUUAAUCAUUCGACAUGGCAGUGUCUGAUGAUUUGGCUACUUUUCACCGUCCUUCCUACGAUCGUCGGAUGUUGCGUAGUACUAUUUAUGGAGGUUAAAACAAUUCAAAAUAUAAUAAUAUAAACAUUUUGUAUUUAUGUAUAAUAUUCAGUAUAUUUCAGUUUGCAUUAUUAUAAUAUAAUAUGAUAGGUCACCUUAAUAAAAAUAGAUUGGUAACAUAGAGAGAGAGGGAAGUCCGGGGGUUAACAUUGAUAGGUUUAACAUAAAAGCAGUGCUGUAUUAAACUUUAUUUUAAGAUAUCUAAAUAAAUAUAAGAAAUAAUUUUCUAGUUGAAUAUAAAAGAUGCAUAAUAAUUUAAUUAUCUAGAUAAAGAUAAACAAUUGGCAACUUUUUAUCCGGACAAAAAAAAGAAUAUUAAUGUUCAUUACUUAUCAUACAACUAAGUAAUAUACAUAUUAUACUAUAUAUUAUAAAUGCUAAAAGUACAAGUGAACCAGAUUUGGUGAAUAUUUAAAUAUUUCAAUAAGAUCGUGUGAUUGAUGUAAUUUAAUAAUCAAUUUAUUAAACCAUAUUAUUAUAAAGUAAAUAUUUUACCUACUUUAAUAAAUAUAUCAAUUACGAUUUAAAAUAACUUAUCUAGGUGAUUCAAUUAUUUAUCUUAAGUAACUUAUUUCUCAUUUUAUCAAUUUACCUAAAAAUAACACAACUAUGUACAAGACUAUAAUAUCCAGGCUGUCUCACGAAGAAAUAACAAAUUUAAUAACUUUUUUUGUGUUCAAUAUUUUUAUUUUAAUACUUUUUUUUACUGGUAUACUUUUGGUGAACAAUAAAACAAUUUGAUUUAAUUAGUUCAUACAUAAAUGGGUUUACAAAAUAUAUUGAAGUAUAAUACACUAUAUUUAUAAUAAGUUACAAGUAAAUUUUGUAAGUAUGAAUAUAUUUGGUAUAUAAAUAUCAUAUAUAUAUAUAUAUAUAUAUAUAUAUAUAUUUGGUAUACAUUGCAGCUUAAGUACAUAACCAUGCCAAGUCAAAAUCGUCUUUUUACUCUGUUUUUAAUAGCUUUAUCGAAGAUCUAGAUUACCCAUGAGGAAUUGGUUGAAAAGAAUCAAAUUGACCCAUAGAGAUAUAGUUAAUCACGAAGGUUUAAAAUAAUUAUAGAUAUUUAAAUAACUCGGGGAAUGUCACCUUAUGUUCUAUACCUAGAGGGAGAGAGAGAGAGAGAAAUAGAGAUUUUGAAUAAUUGGUAGAAAAAUAUAGCGUAUACUGCGUACAGUCCAGAUAUUGACCCUAUCUCUUUUUUAAAAUGUUGAUUUACUGAGGCGCAGCAUGGAGGAAGCGCAGUCCAUAGAUAUAUUAAUAUUUGUUAUGUACACAAUAUGAUUUUACAUUACAAUAAUACAAUAUACCAUCAUAGUCGCAACUGCAAAGCAAUCAGUAAUAUUGCAAUCGUUUUAAUUACAAAUUAUACUGCAAUAUGAUAAUGGUAAAAUAAUCAUUAAAUAGUUAGAUAGUGUUAUAUUAUUAUCAGCAUUCUACACACGUAUGUAUUAUUAAUAUUAUUAUAGUUUCAAAAAUUGUCUAUAGAAAGUAUGUUUCUAAGUAUUUAUAUAGAUAUUGUACGCACACAUCUAAAUAGAAACACAAAAUAUACUACGUAUAUAUAUAUAUAUAUAUAUAAAUCUUUCUAAAUCACUAAACCUACUUUUUUUUAGUGAUUGGGUAAAUAUUUAUCUUUGAUCAAAUACAAAAACUAUUAUUAAAAAAAAAAGUAAACCAUAUUAAUACCGGUUUCAAUUUUAUCUGAAAAAAGAAUUAUUAAAUUUAACAAACAAAAAUAUUGACAAAAAAAAAUUUUACUUAUACAAUUUAAUUCUACCCGUAUAUAAUAUACGAUAUAUGAUAUGAUAAUCAAUUAUUGACAUUAUUGACUACUUGUAUUAAAAAAAGUAAUAUUUGAUACUAUUUAUUUUAGCCAUCCGCCGCCGGAAGCGGUAUUCCGUUUGUCAUAUCGUAUUUGAAUGGAAUUCGUAUACCGAGAAUGACAGCAGUUCGAUGUUUAUUUGUGAAAGUCGUGAGUGUGGUGUGCGUCUCUGUAGCUGGUCUCGGAGGAGGAAAGGUAAGUGGUAUAAUAUUUAAAAUUUUUUUUUUUACUCGGCUAACUUAUUCGCAUUGAUAACUAAAAAUGAUAUUAUAUUUUCAAGAUAAAUGUACAAAUUUAUACUAAAUGUCUAUUGUAGUCUAUUGUUGUCUAUUCAGUACUACUGACAUAUUAUAAAUGGGUAUGUUUAUAUCUUUGGUUUCAGUGUAGAAGUACUUCAGUCAAUUUUGUAAAGUUUUCAAUAAAGACAAAUUAACUUUUGGAAAUUGCAUGUGAUUAAUUACAAAAUUAGAUUCUGACGUAUAUUAGUAUUUACAGAGGUUCACUUUUAACUAAUUAAAACUAAAAUAGUUGAUUUUAUAUAUGAAAUACUUUGCAUGAUGGGUAGGCCUCUGUUGUAAAAAAGAAGUCGGGAAGGUAAUCUACAGAGUACCUACCGAACAAAAAAAUACUUAAAAAAUUUGCAAAAUUAAAUUGUCUAUAAAGAGUUAGAAAAUUGGUCAAAUGUUUUGCAAAUUGUAUCUCUUAUAUAAAAGGCAAAUACAAGUUUCAACGAAUAUGUUUUACUAAAUUACCUAUAAAGAAAAAAAAAAAUGUAAAAUAAUAAAACUAUUAUUUCCGUACAUUUUCCCGUUUUUCCUAUGUUUCAUCCUGUUUUUUUUCUAAAUUAUUAUGAACAUCGCUUGAAAAAUUAAAAAAAAAAAAAUCACUUCAUUAAAGUACCACCCGGAUAAAAUGUUCUUUCAGAAAAGGUACUAUACUUGAAAAUCGAGCAAGAUUUUUGAUAGAGAAAUUGUUUAUAAAUAAAAAAAAUAUAUAUAAAAACCAUUGUAAAACCAAUACAUUCCUCACUUCGUUCAGAAAAUGUACGUGGAAAAAAAAAUACCAAAGAUAUUAUGUAUUCUUUAUAAAUUUGUAUUUAACUUUCUUUUAAUUUUCACUUUGAUUUGUUUUUAGAAUUAUUGUAACGUUCUACUCGUAAUAUAUAAACUUAACAAAAUACUGCUGUAUUCAUAAAGGAAUUUAUUAAUAUAUUGAUACACAUUAUUAGAAUUUUAGUUAUUAAAAUCAAAAGAAGAGAAAAACUCAUAUAACUAAUGUGAUAUGUGUAUACUGUAUACUGUACAAUACAAAAAACAUUUUAAUAUAAUUUUAAGGAAGGGCCGUUGAUUCACAUUGGAGCAAUGGUUGGCGGUUCAGUCGUGGAAGCUUGGUGGAAAGGCUUUAGAAACAGUCGCGGUAAAAAAGUCAUCGGACCGUUACAAAACGACCGAGAAAGGAGAGACAUGAUGGCAGCAGGUGCUGCUGCGGGAUUAUCAGCCGCUUUUGGAGCUCCCGUUGGUAAAUACUAAAAUAUAUACGUCAUCAUUUCAGUUAUAUCAAAGCAUUAGGUUUCUAAUUAAAAAUGCGUAUAUAUGGUCAUAUAUGUAUAUUAUUAUUAUUAUACUCGUACUUACAGUGUCAUUGUUUUCAUUUUAUUCAGAUCUAUUCCUAACUAUAAUAUGAUAGCUCUUAUGACUUACACACAGUGUUGCGGAAAGAUAACUAAAAAUUUAUCUAGAUAAAAAUAAAAGGUAAUCAGAUACAAUUUAUCUAGAUAGAGAUAAACGAUAGUUAAAAUUUAAAUUAUCUAGAUAAAGAUAAAAAAAAACUCACUAUUUAUCUGGAUAAAAAAAAGAUAAAAAUUGUUUUAAUUUUAGUAAUUAAUUUUUUUUGUCAAUUUCUACUUAAAAAAUAUAAAUAAGCGACCCAAAUAAUAUUAUUAGGUAACUAUUACUUGAUGUUUUUAAUUUUGUUCUGUAUUUGUACAAGGAUGGUUUACUAAUGAGACAUGGGUUUUUAACUUUCAUGUUCAAUUUUUUGUAUUUUUUGCAUAGAUAAAUAUAUUUAUUUAUCUAGAUGAACUACAUUGGAUAAAUUAAUUAUUCAUCUAACAUAGUUCAUUAGAUAGCUAAUUUAGUUUAUUAUCAAGAUAAGAUAAAAGAUAAUUAAUUAUGUAUUUAAAUAAUGUCCAACACUGCUUACACAAUAUUUUAUAAUAUAAAGACAGGACGUAUAUUUUGGAUGUUUGAACUAAUCUUAAAAAUGAUUUAACCAAUUUAGAAAGCCACGGGAAGACGGGUUUUAAUUUAUUUUUUAAUAUACUGUGUACUGUAAACCACAGGCAAAGUCUGUAAUUUUUUCAUCAUAAGUUCUUAUGAAAUGUUCAUUUAAGAAGUGUAUAUAUAUAUAUAUAUUUGUAUUCGUUCAUUAUAUAUUUUAUUAAUCUUGUGGUUAGUACUCGUAUUUGAAAAUAGAUAUUAUUUUAUAAGCUAUAUUUAUUAUAUUUCAGGUGGUACGUUAAUGAGCCUCGAAGAAGGGACGAGUUUCUGGAGUUCGAGCCUAAUGUGGAAAGUAUUUUUUUGUGCUGCUAUAGCUUUCCCGACAUACAAUGCCGGGAAAACCAUAUUGAAUGCAAGUCAUAUAAGUUAGUUUUUUUUUUUUAUAAUUAUAAAAUUAUAAUAUGCUAAUCGAUUUAUUUAAAUGCAUAAUGAGAGGAACCCAAUAAUGUAUCAUUUGUAUACUGUUAUUAUUGCAGAUGGAUCGGAAUCCGCUUAUAUCGAAAGUUUGUAUUUCUUUGGAAAGUUUAACGAAACCACGAUUUAUUUUUCUUAUUCGGAAUUUCCGAUUUUCAUUAUAUUCGGUAUAGUCGGCGGCGGUCUUGGGGCUAUAUUUGUCGAAAUCAACUAUCGUUUGUCGGUCCUCCGGAUGAAGUUAGUUUUAUUUUUAAUGAAUCAUGAAAAAAAUUAAAAAUAAAUAAAUCCUAUAGUUAUUUAAUUUAAUUUAUUUUUUACAGACACCUUCUAUCAAAUAGAAAAAAACUUCUUGAAGCCGUGUGCGUCGCAAUGUUUGUCGCAAUAAUUAGUAUAACGUCUAUGCUGUUGUUGAAUUAUUGUCAACUCAAGAUAAGUUCACCCAAUCUAAUACAAGUAAGUAAUACAGUAUAUUACCUAUACUAAAAUAUAUUAUUAUCAUAUAUAUAUAUAUAUGACAUAUUAUAUUAUAAUGAUGAUCACUAACAAUGAUACGUAAUCUUGUAGUAUUAGAUAUGUACAGUAUAUACAUGCAAUAAACUAAAAUGUAUAUACAUAAAAAAAAAGACUGACAUAAUUCGCCCCGGGGUUUAGCUACUUUUUUAGGUGGAAAUUUGGAAUGGUAAGUAUAGACGGGAAUUUAAUGUAUAUCUGUAAGCAACGAUAAACCAUUGCUAACGAUAAAACGAUUUUGACCGGAGUUCAGUUGAUAGUAUUGUUUUGCUGAUAAUAUAUAUGUCAUAUUAUCGUAAAAUGAUUACAACAAUGUGCAUUUUUAUGAAAACAAUGAUUGUAUGAAAAACAUUUUACAAUAAUAAAAACUUAAUAAUAACAGAAAAUAAAUAAAAACGGUUGUCAAUGACAACCUUAUCUUUAAUCUUUCAAUCAUUUUUAACCCAACGAACCAGGUUUUCCUCAUUAUCUCGAAUAUUAAUGAGAAUUUUAAAAAACGACCUCUCUAAAGUAUGACCCGGAAAAUAUUUCCUUUCAGAGAAAGUGCUAUACUUUACUUGAUAAUCGAAGUAUGCUUUCUGGUAGAAAAAGUGUUCACAUAAAAAUAAAUAAAAAAAUAAAUUUCAUUGUAAAACCAAUACAUUCCUCGCUCCACUCAGAAUCUAAAAAAAUCUCAAAAUAAAGUUUUUAUUGAAAAUUUCAGUGAGUACUUAAUUGUUACCUAUAUUUAUUUGUAUUUUUUUCGGAAUUCAGUUAGACUUUGUAAUCAUAUUAUUUUAGUAAUUAAUUGAUUAGAUCCUCUUAGACGGUAAGGAGUUAUAUCAAAAGUCUCGAGUUUGAAAACAUCAUCAACACCCGACCUACUUAUUUUCAUACCAUCGCCCAAGAGGAUUUAAUCUCUAUAAUUAAUUACUAUAAAUUAAUAUCUGAAUAUCGAACGACGAAUUACAAGUAAUUAUUUUAGAAUUUUAGAAAAGUAUUAUAUUACGAACAUUUUCAGAGUUUUAUGGGAUGUGGUUAUUAUGAAAACGGCUUUUACCUUUAUGAUAGGUUUGUUGCAGAUGAAUUGUCCGGCAGGGAGUUAUAAUGAAAUCGGUUCGUUUUGGCUUCAUACACAAGAAGAAAAUAUUCGAUCGUUAUUCCAUUAUCCGCUCGGUAAUUAUAUUAAUGUUUAAAAACCGAUAACUUUAACAUGUUAUAUAGUAUUCGUAGUUCAUGCCUAAAAAAUGUACCAAGUUCCAAUAAGGUUAAAAAAAAAUAGUAUGUACAUGAUUCGAUAAUUUCUAUGAAAACUAGUUUUUGUGUUAGCUAUAUACCUAUAAAGAUAUUUGUUUAAAUCACCUAUAUUAUAUAUUCAUCUGAAAAAAAAAAAUAAAUUUAUCAAAGAAAAAUAAUACAGAUGCUAGAACAUAAAAGAAAAUUAGGUGAGUGUGGGUAAUAAAACAAAAAAAAAAAAUAAUUAUAAUAUAAUAAUAAGAUACAAAAGCACGAGAGAAAAUACGAUGAGAAUUAUUUAUAAUAAUUUAUUAUCGAGCAAGAAGAACAAAUAUAUAUAUUUUAAUAUAGUGUCAACUAAAAUAUAAGUUAUAGGUAUAUAACUUACGAAAUAAUACCUCGUUCGAAUUUAAAAUACCUGUGAACAAUAUCACAGACUUUAUUGAAUUACAGUUUAGGUACAUGCUGCAGUUAUUUUUUUCUUUCAAUUUUUAAAUAAGUUUAAUGGUUUUCCCCUAUCUCAGCCUUUCACCUAUCCCUUUUGCUUGUAUACAUAUAUACCGACCUUUCUAUAAAUUAUGUAUUUAUUAUUCAUUUUUUUUUUAUAUUACAGGUUUUUAAAAUAACUGCGUAAGUAGAUUGUUUAAUUUAUUUUCUUACUUGUGUUCGCAGACGCAUUUUCAAUCGUUCCAUUACUGGUUUACUGUGUCAUUUAUUUCAUACUAACCGAGUUGACCGUCGGUCUUAAUUUGUCAGCUGGAUUAUUUUUACCUUCGUUAUUGAUCGGAGCCGCAUGGGGACGCGUCGCCAGCAUAAUUAUUCAUUAUUAUGUUCCUGAUCUCGUAAGUAUUUUUAUUUUUUUUUUGUCUCUUUUAUAAUAUACACGGUUUUAGAUUCUGAGCGGAGUGAGAAAUGUAUUGGUUUUACAAUGAUAAUUAUUUUUUAUUAUUUUUUUUUUUUUUAAUCUGUAAACAACUUUUUUAUCAGCAAUUUUCAAGUUUUCCCACUUUUUCUAAAAAGAAAUCUGAUGAGGUGGUAUUCUAAGGAGGUUAUUUUUUGAUUUUUCAUAAAAAAAAUUGGAAAAACUGAGAAAAACCAUGGGAAAAACUAGAAAAAAUUUACAAUAAUGUAUUAUUUUUAAAUCGUAAAUAUUACAGCCUUUCAAAGCAUGUAUAACCAUGUAUGGUUUAUUACCAUAUGGUACCAUAUGGUUUAUUAUUAGGUAUGUACGAAUAGGAUAGAUAAAUAAUUAACGUUUGUUAAUUUCAUAAAAUAUUUAUUAAAAUUAUGUAGUUACCUAAGUAAAAUAAAUUAUAAUUUCCAUAAGUAUAAUCUUACUAUUUAGAUGUAUAAAGAGAAUGCACGUUUUUCGUUGUUCAGUAUAAACUUAAAAACUACUGGACCUAUUUUCUACAUUUUUUUUCCUACAGAUACCUUACAUACCCACGAUGUUAAUAGAGAAAUCAGUUUUUCAAUUUUAAUAUUUUUAAGUGCCAAAAAUAACAAAUAAUAAUUCAAUCACUAUUUAAAAGCAUUGGAAAUUAACAUUCCGCACUGUAUAUACGUUGGCGGUCGACUAUAGUACAUUAUAAGUUGUACUUAGUAGUCUAAAAAACGAAUUUGAGUUUAAUGCAUUUAAUUGAAUCUCCUGUAAAUAUAUUUAUGUUGUGGGCGAAAGUUAUAAAAUAAAUAAAUAAAUAAAUAGGUAAUGUAACAUUAUUUUGUUGUUUUUCAUAAGCGUAUUAAGAUCAAACUUGACAAACAUUGUAAAAAUUACGGCAUUUCGAAAUGUGUCAUACCAAACUUUGAUCCAAAUCGUUUUUCGUUAGCUUAUACUCAUCUUUGCGUGCAGAUAUAAAUUAAUUAACUUUAUAUAUACUACCUUCCCAACUUCCAACCCACAACAGUGGCUGCACCAGUCCAAUAUCAGUUUUUAUUUUCCUAUACCUUUUAUAUUAUGUUCAUGAACUUAUGAUUUAUUUUCAUUGAUUUUCAUUAGUUUUUAUUAUUUUUUUUUUUUUAAAUAAAACAGUAAUAUAAGUGACAACAAUUUAAAAAAAUGACUUUUUUGAAUAAUCCAAGACUGUUUUAAUGAAUACUGCAUGAAUGUGUAUACAAAAUGGGACGAUAAUUUUAAUGGUGAUCGAAUUUUUAUUUUUUAUUUUUAGCGUUUUAAAAUUGAUAAAAUUUAAUAAAUUAAUAACUAGUUUUUUUGUAAAAUAUACACCUUGGUAGGACACGAAAAAUGAUUUAAAAAUGAGCGAUUCUUCUGAGAAGGUCGACGAUUGUGUGAAGUCAUUUGAUUGUCGUAUGGAGAUUGCAAAUAAAAUAAAUACGUAG
Cinara cedri is the source of this 14206-nucleotide messenger RNA. Lineage: Eukaryota; Metazoa; Arthropoda; Insecta; Hemiptera; Aphididae. The record is from the annotation of a GenBank genome assembly.